Messenger RNA from Sycon ciliatum, 4634 nucleotides. RefSeq names its product transient receptor potential cation channel subfamily V member 5-like. Lineage: Eukaryota; Metazoa; Porifera; Calcarea; Leucosolenida; Sycettidae. Gene Ontology annotation, molecular function: calcium channel activity; protein binding. The coding region runs from base 795 to 3533 and encodes 912 amino acids. Gene Ontology annotation, cellular component: plasma membrane. Gene Ontology annotation, biological process: calcium ion import across plasma membrane. The record is from RefSeq and is a predicted model, not a curated record. The transcript has 12 exons.
GUAGUUGUGUCGUGAUGAUACGAGUCGAUCGAGUGUGUCGUUUUGUCCGAUCGAUCGAAGAGUUCAACAAGACGAUGAUUGCUUUUUGUUUUCAGAAUCAGGUCGCGAACGAAACAUGGUGAAGAAGAAGAAGAGGAAGGUUGUUCUGUACGUCGUACGGUUCUUUCGUACUAAUGAUCCAUCGUAGCUUGGCCGCGGCUAGCCUCGCAUCGAAGCAACACAGAUCGAAACAUAGAUCUACGGGUACGAACUGUUGUAGGAAGCGUCGUACCACCAUCAUGUCCGUGGAGAUUCUGUGGACUUCAUGCAGGUUUCGCAGAAGCAAUGGAAAAGCAGAUCGCCAGCCAAAAGCCAAGUUGAAACGGCCAAGUAAACGGCUACAAGGCUAGCUUUUGCGAGGUUGUGACUUUCGUCUGGGCGUUUGUAAAUCAACUUGUGAAAACAGAGUGACUACUCAGGAGGCGAACCAGGUUGUUGACUCCCAAGGACGUUGCUGUGUUCUUCAGAGCCAACGUUCACGGAACAAGCCGAAGUGCAGCAAAGUGCGAACGAACUGCUGGACUUUGUUUCCGUUCGUCGGCUGGAAUCGGCCUUCAAGGGGAAAUUCCGUCCAUCACCUCGUGUAGGGCAGAGUGAAAGGACUCGGCCGCUCCGGCGUGGCAUGAUUUGAAAGCUGUUGCCCCCGGAUCUCGGGGUUGUGUGGGCGAAAGUGAAGACUGAGUGAACACUGGUGGAUUCGGAAACGAGUAGUUACAUCUCGGACACUUUCUCACGAGCAAGCCUCAUGCCUAACUAUGGAGAGUCCAGCAAGUUUCCGCGAGUAUUUGGAUAUGAUCAAGAAUGGCAUGAGGCUGGCUUGGGGAAAGCGCCCACAGAAGCAUAGUGCUAGUGCCCAUCCUCUGGAUCGUGACCAUGAUAUAGAAGGAGUGGAUGCAGCCAAUGCCAAGCAGGAGCUGAGUAUUGGGCAGAGCGAUCUGUUCGGAGCAGCAUACCUGAAUGAUAUCCACCUGCUGGAUAGGUUUGUCGCCACCCUCAAUGGUGACAUGCGUGCCCUGGAGCAGGUAGCAGAGGUUGGCAACACUGCACUCCAUCUGGCCCUGCAGCGUGACAACGAGGAUGUUGCGCUGCGGCUGAUGGAGCUGCACCCGCCCCUCAUCAAUAUCACCUACGAGGGAAUGCUUUACAGUGGCCAGCACUGUUUGCACAUUGCCAUCAUCAACCAGAACCUGCGCAUGGUCCAGGAGUUGGUUGAGCGCGGUGCUGACAUCAAUGCACCGCGAGCAGUCGGCACGUUCUUCCACCCGUCGGCUGGCAAGAACUCGUUCUACUAUGGCGAGCAUCCGGUGGCGUUUGCUGCCUGCACCGGCCAGGCGGACAUUCUCCAGUACCUCGUCGACAACGGCGCAGAUCUCUACGUCCAGGACAGUCAUAAAAGCUCCAUUCUACAUCUACUUGUCAAGCUGAACAAGCCUGAAAUCAGUGACAGGAUGUAUGACUUGGUGGAGACUCUCGCUGAUCAGCAGGCAUUCCUGCACCGUGGCUCCUUUCUUGAGGACGUUCUCAACUGCAAUGGCUUCACACCUCUGAAGCUGGCUGCCUAUGGUGGCUAUGUUGAGAUCUUCCAGCACCUUGUCAACAAGAAGAAAACGAAUAACUGGACAUAUGGCCCGGUGACAUCAGCUGUAUAUAACCUGUCUCAACUGGACUCGUUUGGCGAGAAGCAGAGUGUGAUCGAUCUCAUUGUCUGUAGCCAAUCGCACAGGGCGUAUGAGCUGCUCCGGGUGCCGCCGUUUCCACAGCUGCUCCGCCAGAAAUGGGCGCAGUUCGGCUUCUUCUACUUCGGCUUGUGGGCACUGAUUUAUAUAAUGUACAUGAGCAUAGUCACGUUGGUGCUGGACUACCGGCCAGUCAAGUACUCUCCUUGCACGCCGGCCUCUGUUGUUUUCUCCCCGCCACCGGCCGGUCCGAAUGGCACGGGGGCCUGCUUUCCACGCGUGAAGAGACCGAUAAAUGAAGCAUAUUCUUCAAGCUCUGAUUAUGUACGAUUAGCCGGUGAGGUGAUCGCCGUUGGUGGCGCACUCUUGUCCAUAUCUUUGGAGGCUCCAGAUCUCUUUGCACGGGGCUUCAGGAACUAUUUUUCUAGCAUCGGCUCCGGCAUAUUUCAUGCUAUAAGCUGGUGCUAUGCAGCACUUGUGUUUACAGCCUGUGCCCUGCGUCUAACCGGCAGCGAUCGGGAAGAGAUACCGCAGUCACUGGCACUGGUGCUCGGAUGGACGUACGUGCUCUACUUUGCACGCGGCUUCCAGCGUUUAGGACCGUACAUCGUCAUGAUUCAGAAGAUGCUGACUGGCGACGUAUUUCGCUUUCUCCUGCUGUACAUUGUCCUAGAUUUGGGAUUCAGCAAGGGACUACACAACCUUGUUGCCGACACCUCUCCGCAGCCGCCAUUCAACUUCAGAACGACGGGCCGGUCACAUUUCUUCCUCUUCCGCCUGGCACUGGGCAUCGCCGACUUCAAUCAGCAGGACUCUCAGGUGCGCAACGAAGCGCUGGUCAGCAUCAUGGUGGUGUUCUACCUGCUGCUCAUGCUCAUCACGCUCGUCAAUCUGCUCAUUGCUUCCAUGGCAGCCACGCACGAGGCGAUUCGAGAUGAGCGCGUGGGUGUCUGGCAGCGACAGCUUGCCUCCAUCAUCUUGCUAAUUGAGCGACGCUUGCCAAAGCAGCUGACGGUUAGAUCUGGCUUUCCUGGAAGUGCUAUCGGCUUGGUGACGCCGAAUUGGUAUAUCCGUGUACAGGAGAUUGGCGAGCUGAAGAAGAUCACGCAUACAAGCAAGGCGGCCAAGAGCCUGCACUCCAUCCGGGCCAAGGUCUCCAGGAUGCGUACACGCGCGGGUAUGAACAGAGAUAUGAAGCAUAGGAAUGCCAGCCGCGCGCUAUCAGCACGCUCCGUCAUUUCAAACUGCCGCUCAGCCCUGGAUGCUAACAGUACGAGCAGUACACGAACUGCGUUGGCAGCUGACCUCAACCUAGAAUUCCCCUAUUUACUAAACCCUACUCACACACCUCCCCUGGCUAUGGAACCAGGGAGUGGAGCAGGUAGCUUUGCAAAUGAAGCUCUUUUGCCAAGUGACAACGACGAUGAGCAAGAUGAUGAGCUUGUUGACGUGCACAUCCAAGUUCCUGACGGCCGCAGAAAGAUGUGCGUUCGCGAUUCAAAAAUCUCCAUUGGCAUUGGUCGCAAGUUCCGUGAGGUGCUCACUCGCAAGACAUCAGCAGUCACCCACACUCAGAGUACCAAUGAUCUUCCAAUGUCAGCACACAAUGUCACCGGCAUACCGAGCAUAUCUCGCAUGUCCACGGUGAGUGAUGUCGAUGUAACUCAGGUGCAACACUACAGCUUGCCGGACGAUUUCUGCGUGGCCAACGACUUGAGCGAGCCACGCUCGCAGCAGUCGCUGCUUCGAGAUGACUUGCUACAGCACGGCGUCUGCACGUCACCUAGCUCCGGUAGUCCACCUCUGUCGCCCAGUUAGUAGGUUGUACGGAAGCAGUGAGCCACGGACUUGUUCCCACCGACAGUGCUUGUGUGCGCAGGCAAGUGCUUCCAUCGGAAGGCGCUGGCAGAAGUUGCUUACUUUCACUCGGCGACAAAGGUCGAGUUGAAAUCCAUGUACGACUCUCAGCAUGAUCGUCGUCUGCACAUCUGCGGUAAGUCAAGUCGACUGCAUCUAGGAUGCCGUCGCUGGGGAAGGCUAGCGCCAUGCCAGUGACUGCCCCCUUCCGGAGGUAGUUCUCCCUCACCUCUUUAUUCUUCUCUUGUGCCAGGAAAUUCUAGAACCGGGCCGCCCAUAUGAUUUUAUCACUCGCACUGGACUUGGUCUAAUGGUUUAGAGUUCAUAAUGGUGUGGGUUGGUGAACAGGUUUAGAAAUAGUUUACUGUUUUUGGCUCCAAUGUUUAUCUUUUAUUUUUUACUACCUCGAUCUCGCUGUGACAAUAGACUUAGCGCAUGCAGUUUUAUCUUGUAGCCUGGUCUCCUACUUAUGGGCUUCCACAAACUUUCUAAAGCGUUUGUAGUUGUACUGUUAUUUUUUCUGGGUGACCUUCAGCUCAAUGCUGCAGUGCUUGGAAUUUUUAAUGCCUGUACAAUUUUGUAAUUCAACUUUGUUUGACUUGCAUCUCAUCGUUAUGGUAGGCAGCAUUUUGUGUCAUUUCUUCAAGACAUGAGUUGUUCUGGACCAAGGUAGCGUGCGACACUAAGCUUACAGAGAGCGUGCGAUGGCAGGUGUGUGUGUGUGCGUGUGUGUGUGUGUGUGUGUGUGUGUGUGUGUGUGUGACGACAGAAUACCGAAGUGCGUAUUGUUUGGUGAGCUCCAAAAGACGCGCCCUCGCCACGAAGCGCUGGCGUGACAACAUCGUAACUGAUCUAGAGGAACGGCACAGCAAUGACUGGUACAGCGUAGCCGAGGACCGUCGUGAGUGGAGACUGGCCUGCAACACCAUCCAGCCGCCUACAAGUAGACGUGUGUCUCGGGACUUCAGGUGCCACUGCGGCCGAGAUUUUCGUCGUCGCCUGGACCUCACUCGCCACUCAAAGUUCUGUUCUCCGUGACUGAAACACUGUCGUUCCUUUCAG